Molecule: messenger RNA, 608 nt
Organism: Arabidopsis arenosa
Lineage: Eukaryota; Viridiplantae; Streptophyta; Magnoliopsida; Brassicales; Brassicaceae
Source: the annotation of a GenBank genome assembly
AACUAGUAUGCUAGAUUUGUUUUUAUAGUCCAUCACCAUGGACUAUGAAGAAAACUCCAUUGAAGGAACAUCAGCUUAUGUAGAACCCAUAACUCCUCUGAUCUCUAAAGGAGACAGUGGAAUCAUUGCAAUAUCUCCACUCUGUGACCACUACAAUGAUCACAUGAGGAUUGAUUCUCUUCCUACUUGUUCCGAUGAAGAAAUCAUUGAGGCUUUGUAUCAAAACAUCUUUAGUAUUGUACUCAGCCUUCAAAUAGAGGAAUCUGGUUGUGGUUCUCACACACCUGUCUCUGCGCCUUGCCCUGGAGCUCCAAUGAAGCUUACCAAGUUAUCAAGAAACAUCGAUCCAGGAUUCCAACGAAAACUCUUCUGACAUGACAUUGCUUCUGUGUUCGAUUUCGAACAUUGGAUUUAACUUUCUUGCACAAGACUUUGUGGUAAUUGUGUACUCUGUUGGGGGAAAUAGUUGGUGUUGUAUUUGUGUUCAUGUGUAUUGUGUAGGUUGGAUUGUGAUCAAAUCUGGAAAUGCCCACUAAGAGUAUUUUGCAUCUAGAAAAUAUCAUCACUGGAGUUGCAAUAUCAGGGAAUAAGAAAAGAUCUUAGGUAAA